CUCUGAUAAAAGGUAUUCUACUGGGAUAGUUUGCAGACGGUUAACAAAAUGCCUGUAAGCCUCUGUGGUACAUGGGACAUGGUCAGCAAUGUCAACUUUGAGGGAUUCAUGAUUGCUUUAGGGAUCGGCAUGUACACCCGUAAGAUCGCCCUUAAGCUAAAACUUCGCAAAGUAAUCGAGCAGGUGGGGGAUCGAUAUGUUGUGAAGACUAUCAGCACUUUCAGAAACUACACUUUCUCCUUCAGAGUCAAUGAGGAGUUUCACGAGUUCACCAAGGGAAUGGAUGACAGACACUGCAAGUCUCUGGUGGCCUGGGAGGGGAACAAGUUGGUGUGCAUUCAAAAGGGUGAGAAGAAGAACAGAGGUUGGAGACACUGGAUCGAGGAUGACAAACUCCAUUUGGAGUUGCACUGUGAAGAUCAAAUCUGCAAGCAAGUUUUCAAACGGGUUAUCUGAGGUCCUGCGGUGACGUUUACUACUUGAAAAGGCGCAAUGCUGUAAACAAAGUUGUUCACACUUCUAAGUCAGAGGAUUAUGAGGCGAGAACAAGAACCAAGCGUUUCAACUUGUGCCUCAAAACCUGACUAAUCAAUUACAAGGAGCGAGAGGCUUGCAGACUGAGGCAGGAUGUCUAGGAGCAUGAUUUAUAGUGCCACUAGAGGGCGCAAUAAGACCACGAACAGACCGAACUCGGGACAACAGCAGUUUAGGCACUGGAGACACUCGCUGCAUGUUGUCAAUAGUUGUGCCACCAUUGCCUAAUCAUGUUUACAUGUAAUACAAGAGACACAUUCACUCACAUUUAGUAAUGUGUAAUGUAGGCUACUUCUGUUUUUCUCGCAAGCCAGAAUCAUUCUUUCACAAGAAUAUGACUAAUCAAGGGCCAUUCAUUUUGAAUACAUUUUUAAAAACGUUUUGUAAAACGGAUUUUUUUUCUUAAAAUAAAAGCUUAUUAAGCUUUUUUUUUGUUUAUGUAUAUUUUAUGAUAAAUAUACACACUUUUGUUAAUUCAAUUUCUUAAAUGUAACAGCUUGUUCAGUUCUGUUACUUGAAAGUCACUUAUUGUGCAAUAAA
Molecule: messenger RNA, 1074 nt
Organism: Rhinichthys klamathensis goyatoka
Lineage: Eukaryota; Metazoa; Chordata; Actinopteri; Cypriniformes; Leuciscidae
Gene: rbp7a
Product: retinol binding protein 7a, cellular
Exons: 4
Coding region: 49-456 (135 amino acids)
Biological process (GO): fatty acid transport
Cellular component (GO): nucleus; cytosol
Molecular function (GO): fatty acid binding
Source: RefSeq, a predicted model, not a curated record